UGUUUGUGAUUGGUCAUAACCUUUUCCGGUGAGGCAUCCAUCCAUCCGAGGACUGUGAGAAAGCCAGUGUAAACGGAGUAAAACACGUACACAAACUCAUCUAAGCGACUCAGCAGGUCACCAUGGCGUCCAGCAGUACGAGCAGUGAAGAAGAGAGGAGCUUGCGGGAAUGUGAGCGCUAUGUGCAGAAGCACAACGUCCAGCAGCUGCUGAAGGACUGCAUUGUGCAGCUGUGCACUAACAGGCCUGAAAGGCCCAUGGCUUUCCUCAGCGAGUACUUCGAGAGGCUUGAGAAGGAGGAAGCUAAACAAUUCGUCAGCCAGCAGAAGUCAAGCUCUCGUUCAGACUCCCGUGAAGAUGAGGUUUCUCCUCCCAUGAACCCUGUGGUUAAGGGCAGACGGCGCCGCGGUGCCAUCAGUGCAGAGGUCUACACUGAGGAAGAUGCAGCAUCUUAUGUCAGAAAGCAUGGUCAGGGAAGUACUCUGAGAAAGAGAAAAAUGUAUGAGGAAUUCCUUAGCAAAGUCUCGAUUUUGGAGUCUCUGGAUAAAUGGGAACGGUUGACAGUUGCUGAUGCCCUCGAGACAGUCCAGUUUGAAGAUGGCCAGAAGAUUGUUGUGCAGGGUCAACCAGGAGAUGAAUUUUUCAUUAUCCUUGAGGGUUCGGCAGCAGUCCUGCAGCGGCGGUCGGAGAAUGAGGAAUUUGUAGAGGUUGGAAGACUAGCACCAUCUGACUACUUCGGUGAGAUUGCUCUGCUCAUGAACCGGCCUCGUGCCGCCACCGUGGUUGCUCGUGGCCCGCUGAAGUGCGUAAAACUUGACCGUCCCCGGUUCGAACGCGUGCUCGGCCCCUGCUCAGAUAUCCUGAAGCGAAACAUACAGCAGUACAACAGCUUUGUAUCUCUGUCGGUCUGAGGCGCACUAGGCUCUUUCCUCUAUUGCAGGGUCCACCAAUGAAAAUCCGCUUUAUUUUCUUACUUUUCUUUAUGCAUUUUCCAACACCCAGGUGCCCAUUCACUUCAGUGUUCUCUCUCUCUCUUAUCUGUUUUUUUCGAUUUGUGCCGUACCCUGUCAUGUUCUUAUCCAUCGUAGAUUUACCAUAAGGCUGGUUGUUAUUUUUGCCUGAGAAACGAGCCAAUCUUUGUGCCACAGAUGCCUGUCAUGUGAACAGAUGUUGAACUAACAAGGUCUGUCGGGAUUGUCUCUUUCCUCCAAAAUUGCUUCGCGUUUCUGUAUAACAGUGUUUUGAAUGGAAGGAAAUCAGUGGCAGGGUUAACAGUCAUGUAGUCUGUCUAUUCAGUAUAUGAUGAUCUUAAUUGAGGCAUCGAGUUUCAGAUUCUGUUUUCCCUCGUUCAUUUCAAGCAUUUGAGUUUAGGGAAGCCAAAGGCAUAAAUCCAUGUGUGUUAUGUUGUUUUCUUGGGGGUACUGAAGUUAAAGCGGUCCUAUUACCUGCUGCAA
Sinocyclocheilus rhinocerous is the source of this 1454-nucleotide messenger RNA. Its product is annotated as cAMP-dependent protein kinase type I-alpha regulatory subunit-like. NCBI's taxonomy places the organism in Eukaryota, Metazoa, Chordata, Actinopteri, Cypriniformes, Cyprinidae. The record is from RefSeq and is a predicted model, not a curated record. The transcript has 7 exons. Gene Ontology annotation, biological process: negative regulation of cAMP-dependent protein kinase activity. The coding region runs from base 123 to 911 and encodes 262 amino acids. Gene Ontology annotation, cellular component: cytosol; cAMP-dependent protein kinase complex. Gene Ontology annotation, molecular function: cAMP binding; protein kinase A catalytic subunit binding; cAMP-dependent protein kinase inhibitor activity.